CCUCUCUCCCCCAGCAGUAAGUGGCAAGGUGUUGGUCUCAUCUCGUUUCACUUUCUCGGACGCUCCGCUGUCAAGUUCUGGUGACCGACGAGUUAAUUAAGUGGUUCGUCUUAUCCUAUCUCACGAAUGGGAGUCGCCACGGCUUCAGAAAAACGAGAGGACAUUGAAACCAGACAGUGGCCACUUCUUUCAAAACUUCGUGGUCCGACGUUCGUGGAUCUUUGUGUUAACUCGACUGGACAGUGGCUGCACGUCGUCUGUACAACAUAAAGGGAAAUAACCCCGAAAUUCGACGUGAGGCUUCCUGGAAAUUAUAGUUCCCCUCAUAGUAAAGGGGAAUCCCCUAUUAUGUAUUUACCCCAUAUUGAAAAUUGUUGCUGUCCUUCGUAAGCACAGCGAGAAGACCUAGCGUUCCCAGUGUGCACUGUGAAAGCAACGGAACAUUGUAUUUUCUCUCAUUUUGAACCGUUUCAGGUUGUUCACCCGGCUGUCCAAAGAUUCAUUCUCUCAAGACGUCGUCUGUCCACUGCAGGAUACAUUUACCCACCCAACAACAACGACACCCACUCUGCUCAAUAAGCUGUUCUCCGUGUCCAGGUUGUACCCCGCCCGCUCUCCGCCGAUGUCAGCAAGCCACAUUCCCUCUGCUCUUCUUCUCGAUCGUUUUCCUGGGACACUGGUCGUGAAAUGACUCUGUAUGAACCUUCCCUUCACGCAUCCCCUAUCAACAGAAACCCUUCUUCUCGCUGUCGAGGACACAGCCGCCUGACAACAACCCCAUGGCUUCCUACAGACCUUCCCCUUUGACUCUCAGCACCGGUGUGUCCCAGGCUCAGCCGUUAUCCGUGCCGUCGUGGAUGCUGAUGACAAACGUGAACCUCUUGUCGGUGGGGCUGCUGGAGAAACUGGGCACGGACUUGCACAGGAACGCGGAACAGAUCGAGGCGGAGCUAGGCCUACCACGUGUUGGUUCCCUGUCUGCCAGUCUCAUCCACUGGUCACGGCGCUCGGGCUCCACAGUCUUUGUCCUCACUAGCGCUCUCAAGAACAUCGGCCGUCUGGACUGUGUGGGGGACGUGGUGCAGGAGAUGAAGAAGAUGCACACAAUGCAGCUGUACGUGGUGGUGGAGGAGGUAGAUGCUCUGGGCUCCGGCCACGGGGAGCCCCAGUUCUUCACGCUCAGCUGUAGCUGCGAGACCAGCCUCAAGAGUGCCCUGGAGAACUUCCUGGGCGGCGACCUCACGCUGUACCAGAUCAUGGGGCCGGGCCCAUGGGUCACCUGGAACACCGAGGCCAAGGAGCUCAAGGGCCAGCAGCUUACUCUCCGGAGGUUCCCGAGUCCUCAGCCGCACGCCCGAGCUCAAGUCUACGGACCGUCCUCCGAGAUCCGCCGCUUACCGACCAUGCCUCAGAACAUCAGAGGUCUCGACUCCAACUACGACACACAUCAGCCCUCCAAAAUUUGGGAGCCAAAAAUGAAAAUAACUACAUCAUCCGAUUCCAUUUCGUCAUACAGUGAUAACAAUUUGAUAGACAGCGACUUAUCAUCUCCGGAAGGUAUCCCUGAGCUGAAGCCCCAACAAGAAGUACCCAUGGCCGGUUAUCCCGCACCGUCUUUCUCCACCCUGACUCUCUCCGUACAAGAAAGUCAGGCCGCCCUGGAAGAGACGCACCCCAAAGUUCCCUGCUCCGACAACUUGACAGGAGAUGACACCCAGCCCAAAGUGCUGUACCAGAGUGACUCCGACGCAAUGCAGUCACCGUCAAACUGGGAUCCGGAAAAGCCGGUCCCGUCUUCGAAAACUGUCAUUAACGACGUAGAGAGUAGCUGCUCUGACCGGGACACAGGCCUUCCCGAAGGAAAUCUGCCUGCGUUAAGCCUCCUGCGACCUAGUUUCAUCUCCACAGACACUAAUAGGAACGGAACCUCGGGGCCGAGUGGGGACUGGAAUAUGGGGUCGGAAGCUGCGCAGCUCAUGAAGCAGAAUGAUCUAGGUCGUGAGCAAACCUCCCAGUGUGUGCAGGCUAUAAGUAAAAAUUACUUUGAUUCAAAGGUGGAGGCGAGUCAGUGUAUGCCCCCAGGACUUAUGGAUUUUGAUGAUGGAAGUCGGAGUUCUAUGGAUACGAAUGACGACUCGCUUAAACCUGAGAACAAUUCCGGUGGUGUAGAGGACUGCGGUGUUCCUCCUUCUGGGACUAAUGUUCUGAGUGACCCCAUUCCCAGACACAACAACAAUAUGGCACACUGUGUGGGUAUUUCUGCUCAAGAGCAGACAGGAGAAUACGUAGCCCACAGUAUGAUUCCCACUUUAGUGACCACGGAAAAAGACAACAGCGGAGUGAAGAGGAACAACCUCCAGUCCCCGUACAGCAGCCCGACAGCCGUGCGGACAAAACGGCACUGCCCGGUGGCGCCACCUUCUGCUUCAGAAGCCAGUGUCAGUGUCGCUCAGCACUUGUCCGCUUUGGCUAAUGCCCCUGAAUCCUUCAACCCCGCACCUUCUCAGCCUGACGGACCAAAUGUAACUAAACCUUCUGUGAAGUCAAGUGUAGCGCCGUCUGGAGGAUCGGCCACGUCCGGUCAGAGCCCCAUGCCUCAGGUCCCAGAGCGUCCUCGGCCGUGCCCCCCGCAGACUGACCACAACGUCCACUACGAGAAUCAGGAGCAGAUAGAUUUGCAAAUUGCUCAGUCUCAGCAACUGUCCCGAGCGUCUCCACCCAUGAGCGUCUCAGUCUCUAUGCAGAUGCACAAACUUGACGGGAGCGGAGACAUGCGAGAGUACAACCACCCGCUGAUGUGCCACACACCACCGCCUCCUUUCUCCGAAGAAGUCUCCAAGCGGGAUCGCUCGUCUUCAGAACCGCCGUCUGUCAUGGAAAGAGACUCAGCCAAAAUCAAGGCGAUGAUUGACUCAGACACGCCCACUGCACGACCAUCGCCCGCCGAGCCGCGUUACGGUAAUACCGACGUGUUCUUUGAUGACGAUAUUGCUGUGAUGACGGAAACUCGGAUGUUUGUGGGCACACAGCAGCCCUCGGGCUCCGGACACGUGCAAGGAGGCCCCGAAUACAUGGCCAUGUCCGUACCUGCCCCAACGGCGGGUCACAGAACACAGACAGGCACACCUCCUCCCCCAUCAGUCCCGCCCCCACCACUCCCAGCUCAACAGCCUUGGCUGGUACGACAGAAUGCUGUAGCACCAGGCCCUGCUGUUCGCCCCCCGUUCCCCCACAUCCGUGCGCCGGUCACUCACGCCUCAGACCUGUACAUCACCCCGGUCGACUCUGUGCAGACGUACACCCGACCACCGCUGACCCGAUCUCAGACUGACUCUGGACCGGGCGACUUGAACGGUCACUACGUCUACGACGAGCCCAUCCCGGAGGAGGAAGAACGUCGUCUUAACUACCCCGGUACUGCUCACGCGUCAAGGUCAAUGUCGAUGCCAGUCAUCCUAAAUCCUGGUCAAGCACCGCCGCCACCUCCCAGAAUUCCCAGUCUAGAAGGUCAACUGAGCCAGAUACCUGGAUGGAGUCCUGAUGUGAAUGGCAGCAAUAUUCAAACGACAAUGAGGAACUACCAGGGAGAGGACGGGAACUUCAUCGUGUGGAGAAGCAGACGCUACAACCAGUUUGUCAUCACCGUCAGCCACCUGCGUGAACUCGUGCACUACUUUGUGCUGGAGGAGCGGCUGCCCAACCACAGGACCGUCUACUUCCUGUACCGCGGCGGCUUCCGCUCCGAGAGCUUCCUCGAUCUUGUCCGCCACUACAUCGCCCACGGCAUGCGCAUGCCCGUGUCGCCAGAUAGGACGUCCGGGGGCACCAAGUACUACAUGGACCACGUCAGGCUGAGGCGCCCGUUGAUUGUUCGCGUACAGCCUCGGGGGCAGGGCAAGGGAAACUCGAAACGAUAACUGUAACGUAAUAGACGAUUGUUAUUUUUGGUGUCUUUACAGAACAGACGAUUGUUAUUUUUGGUGUCUUUAUGGGAAACUCUGAACGAUAACUGUAGUGAAAUAGACAAUUGUUAUUUUUGGUAUGUUUACAGAAGACUCCAGACUAUAAAUAAUGUAAUAGGCGAUUGAUAUUUUUUGUGUCUUUACAGAAGACUCCAGACUAUAAAUAAUGUAAUAGGCGAUUGAUAUUUUUGGUAUGUUUACAGAACCCUUCAGAUGAUAACUGUAAUGUAAUAGAUGAUUGUUAUUUUUGGUGUCUUUACGGGAAACUCACUUUUUUUCGCUGUAACGUAGCGAUGAAGUACAGAACUCGGCUGUUGCUACAUCUAGAAGAUAGAUGCAUACAUUGCCGUGUUGUAGUUACUUUGAUGUGUUAUUAUAAUACGUUGAUAUUACACCUCCUAGAUAUCAGAGAGUGGCAAAACUGAAACAAUAAUUGGUUACUUUGUUACUGAUGGCUCUUUCUUUACGGUGAAUGAGUUGGGGGGGUUUUUUGGCUCUCAUUGGUUGAAAAUGGGGAGGCAAUGAUCAAGUACUUUCGAGCAUCUUACUUCAGUGGAAAAGGCUUUUGACUCGCCGUCGAGAGAUCGUGGGUUCGAUUCCCUGGUACCCUUGCUGGUUGAACGAUGUAUCUUAAGGAAAGAUUCUGCUUGCACCUUUUUUUCGUCAGUGCACCCAGACACAGCUUGUUUAACCCUAUCUGUACGCCCUGGGGUCAUUUUGUUCCCCCGGAGUUGUAUUCUUCACAUUAUAGAAUAC
Aplysia californica (California sea hare) is the source of this 4718-nucleotide messenger RNA. RefSeq lists its product as uncharacterized. The coding region runs from base 780 to 3917 and encodes 1045 amino acids. Lineage: Eukaryota; Metazoa; Mollusca; Gastropoda; Aplysiida; Aplysiidae. The transcript has 7 exons. The record is from RefSeq and is a predicted model, not a curated record.